Molecule: messenger RNA, 1657 nt
Organism: Aureobasidium pullulans EXF-150
Lineage: Eukaryota; Fungi; Ascomycota; Dothideomycetes; Dothideales; Saccotheciaceae
Product: carbamoyl-phosphate synthase arginine-specific small chain
Exons: 3
Coding region: 151-1542 (463 amino acids)
Biological process (GO): 'de novo' pyrimidine nucleobase biosynthetic process; L-glutamine metabolic process; L-arginine biosynthetic process
Cellular component (GO): cytoplasm; carbamoyl-phosphate synthase complex
Molecular function (GO): carbamoyl-phosphate synthase (glutamine-hydrolyzing) activity
Source: RefSeq, a predicted model, not a curated record
GCGUACUGCGCCCACCACCUACACCUCUCAAGACUACAUUAGCGACCAUCUCUGGAAGGCCAACGUGAAUUAAGAAUUCGCCAUUUACACAACCGAACUACCAACUACUACACAUAUCAAUUCAAGCAAACAACCACACACACAACCACAAUGAUCCCCACCAUCUUCAAGUCAGCGGGUAUGAGACCCACCUCGGCCUUUGCUAGAGUCGCCAGGCUCGGCAUGCAGGUCAGAGGAAACGCUUCGGUUGUCUCUGGCAGCCAGCGUGCUGCUCCUCUUCAGAACAGAAGAUCCACCCCGCCUUCAUUCGAACGUGCCACCUUCACUAUCAGAGAUGGUCCUAUCUUCCACGGAAAGAGUUUCGGUGCCAAGACUAACAUCAGUGGUGAGGCCGUCUUCACCACUUCUCUGGUCGGCUACCCCGAGUCUAUGACCGACCCCUCAUACCGUGGUCAAAUCUUGGUCUUCACCCAGCCCUUGAUCGGAAACUACGGUGUUCCCUCGUCCGUUAGAGACGAAUACAACCUGUUGAAGUACUUCGAGUCGCCCAACAUCCAAGCCGCUGGUAUUGUUGUCGCCGAUGCUGCUCUUCAGUACAGCCACUGGACCGCUGUUGAGAGUUUGAGCGAGUGGUGCGCCAGAGAAGGUGUUCCCGCCAUCUCUGGUGUUGAUACCCGUGCCAUCGUUACUUAUCUGCGUGAGCAAGGUUCUUCCCUCGGCAAGCUUGUCGUUGGUGAGGAGUACGAUGCCGAUGAGGAUGAAGCUUUCGAGGACCCUGGUAACGUUAACCUUGUUGCCAAGGUCAGCACCAAGGCUCCCUGGCACAUUCCCUCGCCCGUUGGAGACAUGCAUGUCGCUCUGAUUGACUGCGGUGUCAAGGAGAACAUUCUGCGCAGUCUUGUUGCUCGUGGUGUCUCAGUCACUUGCUUGCCUUAUGAUUACCCCGUCCACAAGAUCGCUAGCCACUUCGACGGUGUAUUCAUCUCCAACGGUCCUGGUGACCCAACCCACUGCCGCACUACCAGCGACAACCUCCGCAAGCUUAUGGAGACCUCUCAGAUCCCCAUCAUGGGUAUCUGUCUUGGCCACCAGCUUCUCGCCAUGGCCAUUGGUGCCGAGACCAUCAAGAUGAAGUACGGUAACCGUGCCCACAACAUUCCUGCUCUCGACUUGAUGACUGGAAAGUGCCACAUUACCUCUCAAAACCACGGUUACGCAGUUGAUGCUACCACUAUCCCUGCAGAGUUCAAGGAGUACUUCAUCAACCUCAACGACUCUUCCAACGAGGGUAUGAUUCACAAGCAUCGUCCCAUCUUCAGCACCCAGUUCCACCCCGAGGCCAAGGGUGGUCCGCUUGACUCUAGCUACUUGUUCGAUGCCUACGUCAACAGUGUCUCCCAGUACAAGAAGACGCAGUCUUCUCUCCACCCCAACAUGGCCAACCGCCCCAGCCCUCUGCUCGUUGACUUGCUCGCCAAGGAGCGUGUCGGCGUUGCUCCCGGCGUGCCCCUCUACCAGCACCCCGAGCCCGUCGUUGCUUGAUUUGGCAGUCUUUUAUUCGUGUCUGGUUGCGGGACGGCGUUAGGUCUGGGAUAGGGGUAUCUCUAGUCAUAUAGGAAGUAUUCAUUCAAACGAACGUAUUCAUGCUUAAGCGAAA